AUGACGACGGAUAUUGCGGCGAGCGCGACACAGAAGUCGGCGAGGAUACAGCGAAAUUGCGGCGGCUCGUGGAGGCCGAGCGUCUCGAAGCGAACCCUGAUCAUUGUUUUGUGCCUUUUGUUGUCCACACACGGCUUGGCGUCGGCGGAGACAGUCCGAAUUUGCGGUGAGAAGCUGAUCAAGAAGGUGCAGGCUCUGUGCACGUUCAUCGUGGAUGGCGCAACGCAUGUGUGCUUCAAAUCGAUGAAAAAUCAUGUUUCGCGAAGACAUAUCUUUCUGGGUGAGUUUUGCGGCAUUUACCGAGCCUAUUGAUCUGACAAAGGCCAGGAUUACUUCGGGAAAGCCUUUUUUCUUCAAAUUCAAAGUUUAUUUGAUCUCUGUUUGGACUGUUUUGUUAGCUAAGGCAGUUGCAACACUUUAAAAUCACCCUUGCUCAUCCUGUAUCUCCUUGAACAAUUUCUAACCCAUUUCUUUGCAGAGCAUGGUCAUCAUCGGCUCAAUAAACGCUCCGGAAUCGCCGACGACUGCUGCGUGAACCGCUGCACAAUCGAGCACAUGAAGCGGGUCUGUUGCGAUGACGAGGAGCUGGAUAAAUACGUCAAGCAACGGUUGGAGCGCCGGUAG
Messenger RNA from Bursaphelenchus xylophilus (pine wood nematode), 624 nucleotides. The record is from the annotation of a GenBank genome assembly. Lineage: Eukaryota; Metazoa; Nematoda; Chromadorea; Rhabditida; Aphelenchoididae.